Perognathus longimembris pacificus (Pacific pocket mouse) is the source of this 1056-nucleotide messenger RNA. RefSeq names its product nei like DNA glycosylase 2 (gene Neil2). Gene Ontology annotation, biological process: base-excision repair. The record is from RefSeq and is a predicted model, not a curated record. Gene Ontology annotation, molecular function: damaged DNA binding; DNA-(apurinic or apyrimidinic site) endonuclease activity; DNA N-glycosylase activity. Bases 36 to 1028 code for a protein of 330 amino acids. Gene Ontology annotation, cellular component: nucleus. Lineage: Eukaryota; Metazoa; Chordata; Mammalia; Rodentia; Heteromyidae. The transcript is spliced from 5 exons.
GGGGCUGGUGCUGGAGAGAAAGAUCCGGACGAGAGAUGCCCGAAGGACCAUCUGUGAGGAAAUUUCACCACCUGGUCUCCCCCUUUGUGGGCCAGCAGGUGAUCAAGACCGGGGGCAGCAGUAAGAAGCUCCCCCCUGCCGUCCUUCAGUCUCUGUGGCUCCUCGAUGCCCGGGUGCAUGGAAAGCAGUUAUUCCUUCGAUUUGACCCUAGUGAAGAAGUGGAGCUGCCUGGCAGCCACCUGCUGCCCGAGUCCCUCCAGAAAGGAGCCGAGGAGGAGGGGCCUGAGGACCCCUCGCGGGGCUCGGGGACCGGCAGUCAGCAGCGGCCCUGUGCCGGUGCCUCCGGGUCUGCGGAGCCUGGGACCGGCAGCCCCGAGCGCCCCGGAGGACACGGCCCGGCCCCGGGUGCCCAGAGGUGGCUGCAGCUCAGGUUUGGUUUGUUCGGCAGCGUCCGCGUGAGCAGCUUCUCCAGAGCAAAGAAGGCCAACAAGAGAGGCGACUGGAAGGACCCUGUGCCCAGGUUGGUCCUGCACUUCGGUGGCGGGGGCUUCCUGGCGUUUUACAGUUGCCAGGUGGCUUGGAGCCCUCCCCCGGGGGCCAGCCCCACCUGCGACAUCUUGUCGGAAGUGUUCCAUCGAGGACAGGCCCUGGAGGCUCUGGGGGGGGCCCAGCCCGUGUGUUACACGCUGAUGGACCAGAGGUUCUUCUCAGGGUUAGGGAACAUCAUUAAGAGCGAGGCCUUGCACCGCGCGGGGAUCCACCCCCUCUCUCCCGGGACGCGCCUGGCCCCUGCGCAGUUGGAGGCCCUCGUGGACCAGGUGAUGCAGUUCAGCUCCGAGUGGCUCAGGAACAAGGUGGAGGGCACGCAUUGUCGCCGGCAGAUCUACCUGAAGGAGCAGUGUCCCGCCGGGCACCUGGUCGUGAAGGAGGCACUCGGGCCUCCGGCGGGGUUCCAGAGGGUCACCUGGUGGUGCCCGCAGUGCCAGCCGCUUCCCCCUGAAGAGCCACAGCCGCAGGGGCCCUCCUGAGGCCCUCGAGGACUGGGUGGGACUUGCC